Molecule: messenger RNA, 692 nt
Organism: Caenorhabditis sp. 36 PRJEB53466
Lineage: Eukaryota; Metazoa; Nematoda; Chromadorea; Rhabditida; Rhabditidae
Source: the annotation of a GenBank genome assembly
AUGUACAUGUAAGUGCCUUCUCCUCCUCCGCCCACGCGUUCUCAAUUUCAGCUCUUCCAGAUUGCUCGGAACUCUCUCUAUCAUCCAAAUCCUGCUACUGUCCUACACGUACUGGGCCUCCGAACAGAGCCACGACGCGAGUGUCAGGUGAGGUAAAGGGAAACGGCGAAUGGGGGCAACGCCUUGCCGGGUGUCUCUCGUCCCCUCCCGCUGUCCCUCGUAUCACGGGCAGCUGAGUCGGUCAGAAUCGAGGCCCGUAUAGCUCAGUGGCAGAGCGUCUGUCUCGUAAACAGAAGGUCGGCGGUUCAAUCCCGCCUGGGGGCAGCCGUUUUGGGAUUUUUUUCAUCGAUUGCCUUCAGAGACACGGUCAGUUUCGUGCUACUCGUCCACUUGGGAGCGUCGAUGGCAUUGGCAUUGAUGUCGAUGCGAAAAAGGGCGUUGGUGACGCCAAACAUGAUCGGACUGUCGCUGUACACUCUGGCAGGUGUGUCCGACGAUCAGAGACAGAUAACGAAUUGAAAUAUUGUUUUGCAGGUUCCCUAUCGCUCGGGCUUAUCAGCCAGACGCACGAGGACCCCGACGCCGAGCAUCUGGCAAAGUGCUCGGUCGGACUGCUUGUCUGCGGUAUCCUUUCGUUUGGGACCUGCUGGUGGACGGUCUACAAGAGCGAUUCUAGAAAUGUUUCGAUGUAA